Messenger RNA from Lycium ferocissimum, 2286 nucleotides. RefSeq names its product probable protein phosphatase 2C 47. Gene Ontology annotation, molecular function: protein serine/threonine phosphatase activity; cation binding. Bases 814 to 1980 code for a protein of 388 amino acids. The record is from RefSeq and is a predicted model, not a curated record. Gene Ontology annotation, biological process: protein dephosphorylation. The transcript has 5 exons. Lineage: Eukaryota; Viridiplantae; Streptophyta; Magnoliopsida; Solanales; Solanaceae.
AGAGUCUUUUGUCUUUGAAACAUAGGUCUAUGUUAUAAAGUGUUCUGAGAAAUAGUUUUAUUUAACGCAAGUUAGGGUAUAAGAUCCAAAAAAAAAAAAAAAAAAAUUCCUCUAGGUAGUAAGGCCACCUAAUGUGUUACUUAAAAGGCCAACCAGUGUGUGAAUUGAUGGAAUCCAAUUUUAUACCAAACUAAUUACAAAUAUUGACAUGAGUUUAUUAUAUAUAUUUUUAUCACUUUAUCAUGAUUACUUAAUGUAUAGCUUUAUUUUCAUAUACCACUUAAUCAUGAUUAACUAAUAUGAUUCGGUAUAAAUAUUGAGCGCCAAUAAAUUUUUGUCUGAAUUAUAUUCCUUCUAAUACAGAUGUUAUACAGUUAAAAGAGUGGUAUAGAUAUGCAUGGAAAAGAAGUGUUGGGAGAAGGAGAAAAGAUUAUUAGUACUGCAACACAUUCAUUUCAAAGCAAAGCAUUGGAAGACGUGUUCUGGUGAAUGAAAUCCUGGACUUAACAACUUAUUCAAGAUCUUAUAUACCAUUUGGAUAAAGUUCAAAUCUUGGCAUGUGGGUGACUUUGCUUGUUUCUGAAUUCCAAAGAAGUGUCUGUCAUACUGGUUUUCUGCCUAAAAAUGUGGGUUCUUGUGGUGUUUCUGACCUGGGAUCAAGGAACUGUCACACAGCUGUCCAUGUGAUCAAGCCUCAAAACCAAGAAAAUAUAAUACAAAAAUAAAUCAUGAAAGGAAAUGUACACUUUUGAGCUGAUAUUUCUGCUUAAAGGGUCACAAAAUAAGGGAUCUGUUGUAUGUUUGAUGGAGUAAAUGGAAGGAAUAAUGAUGGCUCCAGGGACCAAUAUGUCACCCUGUAAUGGGGAAAUAGAGAAUGGUUUUUGUAAGGGAAAUAUGUCAGCAAUUGAAGAAAAUCAGGAGGAAACUGAUUGUUUGAGUCAGCCAAAUGCAGGGAAGCCACCAAGAAAUAAUCCAGGAAUGAGGCAUUGUAUUAGCCAAGCAAGCUUGGCUGGUACUUCUGCAUUGGAACCAAAUACAGUAAUGAUCGGUCUGAAAUCACCAUCAAGUGACAAUUGUGCUUAUGUACCCAUCUUUCGCUCAGGAAGUUAUUCUGAGAUGGGACCCAAACAGUACAUGGAAGAUGAACAUAUCCGUGUUGAUAAUCUUCGGGAAUAUGUUGAGUCCAAAGGUCUUCUUUCACAAGGAGCAUAUUAUGGUGUGUUUGACGGGCAUGGUGGCGUUGAUGCUGCAUCAUUCACUCAAAAGAAUCUCCUUGAAUUUAUUUUAGAGGAUUCCCAUUUCCCGUCGAUGGUUAAAAAAGCUGUCAGGAAUGCUUUUCAGAAAGCUGAUAAUGAGCUAGCUGAUACGAAGACUCUCGACAGAACCUCUGGAACAACUGCUUUAAUCGCACUUAUUUUAGGACGGACCGUGCUAAUAGCUAAUGCUGGGGACUCUCGAGCUGUACUAGGGAAGCGCGGAAGAGCAAUUGAAUUGUCAAAAGACCACAAACCAAACGCUACUUCUGAGAAAUUGAGAAUUGAAAAACUAGGAGGCGUAAUUUUUGAUGGCUACCUGAAUGGGCAACUGUCAGUUGCACGAGCGCUGGGUGACUGGCACAUAAAGGGUGCCAAAGGUUCAAAGGGCCCGUUAAGCUCAGAGCCAGAGUUCGAAGAAGUGGUGCUGUCAGAAGAGGAUGAAUUCUUGAUAAUUGGGUGCGAUGGCUUAUGGGAUGUCAUGAGUAGCCAAUAUGCAGUAACAAUCGUAAGAAAGGAGCUCAUGCUGCAUAAUGAUCCCGAGAAAUGCUCAAAAUUUCUUGUCAAGGAGGCACUAAAGCGUAACUGUUGUGAUAAUCUGACAGUUGUUGUAAUCUGCUUCUCUCAUGAGCCACCACCUCGAAUUGAAAUACCAAGAACUACAAGGAGGAGAAGUAUAUCAGCUGAGGGGCUGGAUCUUUUAAAGGGGGUGUUGAGUGACAUAUGAAGGAGAGUCUGAUAACUGUUUGUAUAGAUAUAAAUUAGCAUAGCAAACACCAUGGUCAGCAAUUUUUCCGAGUUUCCGCUGUCCAUGGUUCAAAUUGACUGUGAUGAGAAAACACGGAGCUUCUGUAACCUUGGAGCCUCCAAGAACUCGAUCUUUGCCUUCUUUUUUCUGUUACUACAUUCCUUCAAAUGUUAUUUGCUGAUUAUCAUUAUAAGAUGUAUUCAUAGCCAAAGGGGUUCGGUCUGCUCUUGUGAAGGGACUGACAAUAAUCUAUGAAGAAAAGUUAAAAGUUUCCGUUCUCUACAA